Messenger RNA from Photinus pyralis (common eastern firefly), 2664 nucleotides. RefSeq lists its product as uncharacterized. Bases 951 to 2657 code for a protein of 568 amino acids. The record is from RefSeq and is a predicted model, not a curated record. Lineage: Eukaryota; Metazoa; Arthropoda; Insecta; Coleoptera; Lampyridae. The transcript has 6 exons.
UCGAUUGUAUUAUGUUAAAUACAAUAUUGUUCUUGUACUACUAAACGUAACUCAUUUUAUUUUUAGAAUGAAAUAAUUUCAUUGAAAACAUACCGUUUUAACUCUAAAGUUGUUACAUGUUAUAGACAUAAGAUAUUACUGGAAUGCACUCCUAAAUAUGACGUGUUGUUGUUUAGAACACAGCAUGCUUACUAUAUACACACGACGACAUUAACUCAUCAUACGAUGCAUGUUAAUAAUUAGAAGAUCGCCACAUCUUACCAAUUGAGCUGUAGUGUAUCAAAUUUAGUAGGUGUCGAUUUUAUUAAUACUUAUACUGUCUUUAUGAAAUGAUCCCUUGAUGACCACAUCACUAACGUACCUAAAUCAAUGGCUUCUCAUACGUCAGAUAGAUAAACAGGCACAGGCAGACGGACGGACAAUAUAAAAAAUAGCAGCAUUAAUGUCUAUUAGAUAAAUUUGGAUGUGCAUUCCAUAAGAUACUUAUUGUUUAUUACUACAUUGUUUAUUCGUUUUUGCAACAAUAUGGGAUAACUUUGUAUAGUGUUUUUGGAUUUCGGCUAUGACCUUUUACCGUAGUCUCUAAAUACCUACCUCAUAAGGAAUUUGUGACUCAUAAAGGAUGUCUUUAAUUGAGACUUUACAUCUUUUUUAAAACAAUACGCAUUGAACUAAAUUAACACAACUCAAUUUUAUAAUUAGGUAAUAUAGCACUUUCUAUAAUAUGAUACACGUUAUCUGCGAAAUGUGCUAUUUUUAUUUUAAGACAAAGAACGCGAGUAAGGUAAAUUCAGAUUUCUUAUUGCAAUUAUGCACAACCUAAUCGUGGUUCUCCAUUACGACUUUUGCAGUACAGAAGUUCAGAAGCUUUCUUCGCUGUUAAAUUCGUGCCAUACCUACCAUUGUUUAAAUUUUUGUUUAAUAAUUAAUAUUAUCACUUAUGUGAUUUAAUGGACGAAGAGACAAAGUUGUUGUUAAGUGAAUGGGGAUUCCAGUCCCACAUCGAUAAAUUUUCCGAAGAACAAAUAGACUUGGCUACAUUAAGGCUGGUACAGGAAUCGGACCUGCAGCGAUUGAUUCCGGUGACAGGGCCGAGGGUAAAGUUUCGGUGCCAUCUAGAAGAGUGGAGACAAAGAUUAAAAGCAGCCACUAGUACUUUCAAUGUUGAACCAGAGACCUUCUCAGAAGGCGAUAUCUUGGAUAUCAGUCAAAAGAUAUUAGAAGCAACAGGGUACAAUAACGAAAACACCUUACCUUUAGAUUUUUACCAAGGAGAAGAAUUUAUCGAAGAUCAAGCUACGCAGGAGGCAAAAAAGCAAAGGAUUGAAGGAACCACACAUAGAACUGAUUUUGGUUCGACCAGUCAAGGAUCAUCUUGUUUAACAGAUUACAACAAAACUUACGUUGAAACUGUACUUAGUAAAAGUGUAGAAGGAAAGGCAUUGAUUCAAAGCGGAAAAACUGGAAAACUAAAUGAUAAGCAGAAGAGGCUUUUAGGAAAAAUAUUAAUUACCGAUAUUCUAACUGCCAACCCAGAUAAGAGACUGACGGAAACAGAAUACACACAACUUGGUUUGGCCAUUAAUAGCCUAUUUCCGAAAGAGCCAGUUGCGCUAUACUAUAGUGUCAGCCUAGACCACACGGCGUACUCAACCAAACGCCUCGCAAGAGGAAUACUUUUGCAGGCGUGGAACACAAGAAGAAGACAACUUCGGCAAUUAGGAGAAGUGAAGUAUACGCCAAGGAAGAAGUCUACUUCCAGUGCCAACUCUAGCCCUUUUGAUUCGCCUAUUGGUACACCACUCGUUCUACAUGAAGACAUAGAUGAGGUUGAAGAUGAAAAAUUGAAAACGCUGCGAAGCACAAUCGAGCCUUGGUCUGUCGUGGAAGCGGCUUGGAGAGACACAACAGCUACACGACUAAAGAAAUUGGAAAAGGGAAAUACUACGUUGGAUGAAUAUUUUACAGAGUAUCCUGCUUUAAAACAGCCUCUUGGAUUUCGUUUGCUAUGUGACGAUUUCUCAUUUACCUUUCCUAACAAGGACAAUAGUCUCACAAGCAGUUUACUGAUUAUGCGGGAUCAGCUGAUCAGGAUUGCAACGGAUAAGGCCACAAAUACCAGAGACAAAGAUCUAAAGGAUACUGUUCGAGCGUACCUAGAAAAAAUCACUGAUGACAAGCUGGAUUCUAAGAGCGAGAUUGCACUAAUUUUGCUCCCUUACAUUCUUUCCCUUCAACCGUCCAGGAAGAAAAGUGGAACUCUUGCUUGGAAACCUUCCAGGAGCGAAGUGCGUGAUGGCUUUAUUACACAUGUAACAUGCGCGGGAGAUGUAAGAUCAACAAUCCAAGAAAGAAAAAACAAGUUAACCAGGUUAGGUAGAACAUUCCAGCCAUUAAUCAUUGUUGUGGGCGAGAGUAUCGUUACUUACAGUGUUUGUCACGUCAUUAUUAAUGACACAAUCUAUCAACUUCCAACUUUGUUGAAAGCUGUUGAUACAGCAUUUCAAAUUUUUCAUGCCACUGGUGCUAAGUAUCCGAGCGAAUCGGAGGAUGUUUGGUUAGUGGUACAAAGAUUAUUGUAUUCAAUAGAAACCAAAUUUGAUAGACUUAACCAAACCGUAUCUUCUCUGUUGGCUGAAUUUAAUUUGCUGCAAUGAGUUUCAC